This is a messenger RNA of Prunus persica (peach), 1578 nucleotides long. RefSeq names its product DUF724 domain-containing protein 3. The record is from RefSeq and is a predicted model, not a curated record. Bases 20 to 1069 code for a protein of 349 amino acids. Lineage: Eukaryota; Viridiplantae; Streptophyta; Magnoliopsida; Rosales; Rosaceae. The transcript has 3 exons.
GGAUUUAGUGGAGUGUCGGAUGCAACAUAGAUCACACCACCUCCCUCUCCCGCCAAGUUCCCGUUACCUCCAUUUUAUAAUAUUAUUCUCCCUCCUUCCUAGGGUUUCCAAUUUCCCAAUGUCGCAGACCCUUUUCAACAAGGGAGACCAAGUGGAAGUCACAAGGCCAGGCCAUGGCUCCACUGGGCCCUACUACCCAGCCAUGGUGCUCCGUCCUGUAUUUAAGGACAAGGCGCACAUGUUGGUCCAGCACCAAACGCUAACCAACCCCAACGCCGACGGCUCAAAAACCCUAAUCGAGAUUGUCGAAUUGCGCAAUGCCAGGCUAGUGCCGCCCAGAGAGCUCUACCAGUUCUUUAAAGUCGGUGACGACGUCGACGCCUACAGAGAUAAAGGGUGGUCUCGCGGGACUGUCAGGGAUAUUUUGGAGAAUUCCAAGUACUUGGUUGCGUUCCAGGGUCAAGAAUUUCAGUGUCAGCAGUUUAAUUUGAGGCUGCAUAGAGAGUGGGAAGAUGACUCUUGGGUCCCUCAUUUUCAAGAAGAGAAAACGUCACCGGUGAAGUCCAGAAAGUUGGUAUUGAAACUUAAGUGCAGCAACAGAACAUCGGGGGCAAGCUUCGAAAAUGGGACUGUGGUGGAGGUUAGCAGUGAUGAGGAAGGUUACGAGGGUGCUUGGUACACUGCUAAAAUAAUUGACCAUAUAGGAAGCGACAAGUUUCUGGUGGAAUAUGAGCACCUGGUAACCGAUGAUGGAACAGAGCUCUUGAGAGAAGAAACAUGUGCAAGUUAUAUUAGACCUUGCCCCCCUCGGCUUCCACCAGUUGCUCAGUUCAAAGUGCUCCAGCAAGUCGAUACUUUGUACAAUGAUGGAUGGUGGAAGGGUACCAUUUCCAAAGUUCUAAGUGGCUCAAAGUAUGUUGUCUACUUCAGCUCCACAAAUGAGGAAUUAGAGUUUAAACAUUCCAAUUUGAGGCCUCAUCAGGACUGGAUUAAUGGACGAUGGAUCCAUGGUUACAUGGUCAAUAUAUACGGAUAUGAUCACAAAGAGUUUGCUGACAAAAGGAAAUAGAUAAAUAAGCAAAGGAGGCAUCUCGACUAUGUUGCUUUUUCCAAUAUGUUAAUAAUGUAUAAAGUAGGUUUAGGGCCAGUAACAACUGUUGUAUGAGGAUAUUCUGGAGGGUACGUUAUGCCACUGAAUUUAUCAAAUUUAAUGGUCCUCCAUCAUGAUCACGAAAUUCAUUAUUUGGUUGAAAACCAGCACUAAUUCUUGAAAAUGCAGGAAAAUUCUCGUGAGGCGGUACCUACAUCAGUAAAUUUCAACAGUAGAUGCAUAGCUGAAAGAAACUAUGCCAAAGUUCAGUAGGGCAACAGAGGUAGAGGUCAAUAGUGAUGAAGGUUGUUUUCUUUUACACAUUUCAGGCAUAUUUGAAUCUAUAAUUGAUCUUGUCACAAGUCUUAUGUGCUUGACUGAUUGUAACCCCUGGAUAGUACCAAAGUUCCCCAUUCAGGAUAAUCUCAGUUCAGCAUCAUGUAAUCAUUUCUAGCAGUUUCUUUACAUCAUUUAGGCAUUGUUGUUCU